AUGGAUCCCUCACAAGUUCCCAAUCUCUAUAAACAACAACGAGGUCCUCCAAAGAUCAAAAAUAAAACUCCCGCGCCCAUCCAAAUCACAGCCGAACAAAUCCUCCGUGAGGCAAAGGAACGUCAAGAGGCAGCUAGAAAAGAACCUCGUCAAAAGAUCUCUGACUUAGAAGAAUUAUCAGAAUAUCGUCUGCGUAAGCGAAAAGAAUUUGAAGAUUCCAUUAGGAGGAACAGACUAAACAUCGGAAGUUGGCUAAAAUACGCAACAUGGGAAGAAAGCCAAAAGGAACUAAACAGAGCACGUUCGGUGUACGAAAGAGCUCUAGAUGUAGAUUCUCGAAAUGUAACCCUGUAUAUUAAAUAUACCGAAAUGGAAAUGAAAAAUCGUAACGUUAAUCACGCAAGAAAUUUAUUCGAUCGCGCUGUGACGUUAUUACCGAGAGUCGACCAAUUUUGGUAUAAGUACACGUAUAUGGAAGAAAUGUUAGGUAACAUUGCUGGAGCUCGACAAAUAUUUGAGCGUUGGAUGCAAUGGGAGCCCGAUGAAUCAGCAUGGAAUGCUUAUAUAAAAAUGGAAAGAAGGUACAAUGAAAUUGAUAGAGCGAGAGCAAUUUACGAGAGAUUUGUUAAUGUACAUCCGGAGCCGAAGAAUUGGCUUAAAUGGGUAAAAUUUGAAGAAGAACAGCAUAAUUUAGAAAAAUGCAGAGAAAUAUAUAGUCAAGCGAUCGGGGCUUUAGGUGACGAUCACAUAGAUCAAAAGAUCUUCAUCUCUUUUGCGAAGUUUGAGACCAAGCUAAAAGAAUUUGAAAGAGCUCGAAUUCUUUAUAAAUAUGCAUUGGAAAAACUACCACGUUUAAAGUCGGAAGCGCUUUACAAUGCGUACACUCAAUUCGAAAAACAAUAUGGUGAUAAAGAAGGAAUAGAAGACGUUGUCAUCGGCAAACGAAGAGUUCAGUAUGAUGAAGAAUUAAAGUCAAAUCCAAAGAACUAUGAUAUAUGGUUCGAUUAUGCGCGAUUGGAGGAAAAUGUCGGAGAUACUAUGAAAGUUCGAGAAAUUUAUGAACGCGCCAUUUCACAAGAUUAUGAGCGGACUAGACAAAUAUAUCAAGAAUGUCUUAAAAUCAUACCCCACAAAAAAUUUACAUUUGCAAAGAUAUGGUUAUUAUAUGCUCAGUUUGAGGUAAGACAGUUAGAUUUGACGACUGCCAGGAAGACCUUAGGAAAUGCUAUAGGUCUUUGCCCAAAAGAUAGGCUUUUUAAGGGCUACAUAGAAUUGGAAUUACAGCUUCGGGAAUUUGACCGUUGCCGAAUAUUAUACACAAAGUACUUAGAGCAUAACCCUGCUAAUUGUUACGCGUGGAUAAAAUUUGCUGAACUUGAAAGGAUGUUAGGCGAUUACGAUCGUUGUAGAGCUAUUUUUGAGCUUGCAGUCGAUCAACCAAUAUUAGACAUGCCAGAGUUAUUAUGGAAGGCAUACAUUGACUUUGAAUUUUCCGAAGAAGAAUAUGAGAAAACGCGACAGCUUUAUAGGAGAUUGCUGGACAAAACUGGUCAUGUUAAAGUGUGGAUUAGUUAUGCACAAUUUGAAUUAAAUGCCGAUGUAGAAAAUCGUGAAGCUGCGGUGGAACGCUCACGAAAAGUAUUUGAAACAGCCUAUAAGAGUAUGAAAGAAAAAGGACUUAAAGAAGAGCGCGUUCUUCUCCUAGAAUCAUGGAAGGAUUUUGAAAGUAAUAAUGGCACGCAAAAAACAUUAUCUAUUGUUGAAAGUAAAUUGCCUAAAGUUGUUAAAAAACGAAGAAAAUUGGAUGAAGCUGAAGGGCAGGCAGGUGUCGCGUGGGAAGAAUACUAUGACUAUAUAUUCCCCGAUGACCAAGCGCAACAACCUAACUUCAAACUGCUGGAACGUGCUUAUGCUUGGCGGCAGCAGCAAUUACAACAGAAAAAUGAUGAGGAAUCUGAACAGGUUGAUCAACAAACUCAAAACAAAUCUGAAACACCAUCUUCUCCUGAGAUAUCUUCCACGCAACCAAAGGAAUCUCCACGGUCAUCCUCCGGGCCGAAUUCUCCUGAUUCAGCAAAUCUAUUGAAAUCUCCAUAA
This is a messenger RNA of Acaulospora morrowiae, 2097 nucleotides long. NCBI's taxonomy places the organism in Eukaryota, Fungi, Glomeromycota, Glomeromycetes, Diversisporales, Acaulosporaceae. The record is from the annotation of a GenBank genome assembly.